Molecule: messenger RNA, 2491 nt
Organism: Toxotes jaculatrix (banded archerfish)
Lineage: Eukaryota; Metazoa; Chordata; Actinopteri; Toxotidae
Gene: rassf6
Product: Ras association domain family member 6
Exons: 11
Coding region: 803-1843 (346 amino acids)
Biological process (GO): signal transduction
Source: RefSeq, a predicted model, not a curated record
AAUAAGAAAACGUCAAUUUCACACAUUGUUUAGAGAGAUCAGUACAGCUGCAUUAGCUCUAGAUCCACAAUGUGGGAUUUCCCGCAAUUUUCUAUAAACGGUGAAAGGAAAGUUGAGCACUGCCCCUUUAAAUAUUGUUCUUGCUGCUGUAAAAUGGUAUGUCCCUCUGUUUAAGAGUGAGCUGUCAGUCAGAACAGGGAGUGGUGGGGCUGGUGGGAUGACAGCUGCUGAAUACCUGAGAUAUUUCUUACCAGCAAGCAGGCUGAGGCAGAGAGAGGUAGAAAGAGUGAAAGGAUAAGGACACACAGGACAGACUGCUUCUGUCAGACCACUGUGUCAUUUACAGUAAUUCAGAAGAAUAGAGGAAAGAGGAAAAGAAAAACCAGAGAACAGAGAAAUUUUAAAAGGAGAAGCCACGUGGAAAUUCCAGCAAUCUCCUUUCACAGGCACAAGCUUCGGUGUCUCUGACCAAAGAAUAAACAAAUGGUUGAGUCUACACUGUCAUCACUGGUUACUGGGUGGAGUACUGUUAUUAAAUCUCUUGGAGGCACAAAAAGAAAGUGGAAGAGUGAAGGCAUGGCUAUAGAGAGAGAGACAGAGAGAGAGGGAUAAAUAUAACACGAAAACUUCAGAGAGCGACAGGGAGAGAGACUGGAAAGAGAUAUUUAAAGACCAGACAGAAGAAAGAGGCAGAGACAAAGAAGCAGAAUCAGGAGGAGAGCUCUGAUUUGCCAUGUUAGAGAAGAGGAUGUUCUUCUUCUUCUUCUUCUUCUUCUCUCUGCAGUAGCUGGUGCUACCAGAGAUGAAUGAAGCAGCUCUGCUCCCAGUGAUCCAGGCAGGAGACGGGAGGACACUGUCCAGAGCAGAGUUCCUCUCACUGCUGAAUACCUACAACUGCUUCCUGAAGGACCAGACCCAGCUGCACCUCAGUUACUCUCAGGGGGCUGAUAGAGAGGUGGUAGUGGAAGGCUUCCUGAAUAUCUCGUGGGGAGUACGCAGACCAAUCAGGCUGAAAAUACAGGACGACAAACAGAUACUUCCCUUUGCUCCUCUGAUCUCACCUGAUCCCACCAGUCCAGUCAGCCCACUCGGAAACAAGAGGGGUAUGACAAGAUGGGGAGAAUGCGUUGACCUUCACCAGAUAGAUGAGAUGUCUGAGACAGUACAGCAAACAGCAGUCACCAAUCCUUUACCAGGUCCUGUUGUUUAUGAGACCACCACACUGCGUCCCAUGAGGCAGAAGAACCCAGAGCUGGAGGCGGAGUCCAACCUGUUUCGCUGUAUGAGUGACGCCUCAUUGGUCAAGAGGAGGCGGGGUAAGGGAAAGUCAGCAGCACAAAGAGAGAAAGAAAGACAACAUCGCUUUUCCAUCAAUGGACACUUCUAUAACUAUAAGACCUCUAUCUUCACUCCAUCCUUCGGUACUUCAACUAAAGUUCGUAUCUCCAGCAGGAUGACCACAAACCAGGUCAUUGAACAGCUGCUAAACAAGUUCAAGAUAGAGAACGACCCCCAGGAGUUUGCUCUGUACUGUGUCCACCAGAGUGGAGAAAAGAGGAAGCUCAGUAACAGAGACCAGCCGCUCUGGGAGCGCAUACUGCAAGGGCCCUCUGAUGACAUUAUGAAGAUAUUUCUGAUGGACAUGGACGAAGAGGAAGUCAGCAAUGAUGUAGCACAGUACCUGAACUUGGAGCUUCCACUUUUGGAGCAGGUUCUACUGAAGCUCAGAGAGGAGGAGAACAGAGAGAUACAGAGGGUCAUUAGCAAGUACCACCAGCAGCAUAGACUCCUGUCCCGUAUGCUGAGCUGUAAGAUGUCGCCUCAUAUUGAGACCAGUGUCUGACCACUGCUGAUCUGAAUUACUGACACAGGACCUGUCAUUCAUCAUAGCACCACUCUUUUAAGGAUAAAAGAGUAGCCAUGGAGAGAUCUGGAGAAGUCUGCACAUUUUGUUUUUACAUCUUUUAUCUUCAUAAACAAGAUUAAAGGUGGCAAAGUCUGGAUGUGAAACACAUAGGCGAAUAUUUUGGAAAAGACCACAUGACACACUAUCAUCACAGAAAAACUGAAUACAUGGUAAAUAGUUUUCAUUCAUCAUAUGAUUUUAAAAACUGUAAAAUAAGUACAAGAUAGAACUGUAAGAAGCUUUUGUAUAUAAGUGUAAAUAAGUUUUGCGUGUACAUGAAUGAGUAAAAGUUGUGGGACCAGCGUGACUACUUCUGUUUUCUGCUUUUUAUUUGUGGAAGCUGGAGUGUGGCAAUGAAAAUUUUCCGGGGUUAGCUCUAGUCAGUUAAUUAAUCUACUAUAACCUAAACAAAUGUAUGAUUUGAUGAAUAAAAACCAACUAUUAAUGAUGACUCAAUCAAAAGGUGUAAACAAAACACCCAAAAUAGGUACUUUUCCAUUUAGGGCACCAGGAAUUGAAAUGAGUUUCUUUUUUAUACACAAAUCAAUAAGAUAAAUAAAGACUGGGAAUUUUAAAGCAUAUGUU